Molecule: messenger RNA, 1700 nt
Organism: Eruca vesicaria subsp. sativa (arugula)
Lineage: Eukaryota; Viridiplantae; Streptophyta; Magnoliopsida; Brassicales; Brassicaceae
Source: the annotation of a GenBank genome assembly
AUGGAAUCCAUACUGAGGAUGUCACUCACUGUCAAAACCUGCUCUAGUCUAGUGGGCAAAUUGGUAAAACCUGGAGGAAAUUGCAAAAGCCCUAAAGCUCCUAUGGGUAAAGAGAAGUUUCACAUCAACAUUGUGGUCAUUGGCCAUGUCGACUCUGGCAAAUCAACCACCACUGGUCACUUGAUCUACAAGCUUGGUGGUAUUGACAAGCGUGUCAUCGAGAGGUUCGAGAAGGAGGCUGCUGAGAUGAACAAGAGGUCUUUCAAGUACGCAUGGGUGUUGGACAAACUUAAGGCUGAGCGUGAGCGUGGUAUCACCAUUGACAUUGCUCUCUGGAAGUUCGAGACCACCAAGUACUACUGCACUGUCAUUGAUGCCCCUGGACAUCGUGAUUUCAUCAAGAACAUGAUUACUGGUACCUCCCAGGCUGAUUGUGCUGUUCUUAUCAUUGACUCCACCACUGGUGGUUUUGAGGCUGGUAUCUCUAAGGAUGGUCAGACCCGUGAGCAUGCUCUCCUUGCUUUCACCCUUGGUGUCAAGCAAAUGAUUUGCUGCUGUAACAAGAUGGAUGCCACUACCCCUAAGUACUCCAAGGCUAGGUACGAUGAGAUCAUCAAGGAGGUGUCUUCCUACUUGAAGAAGGUUGGGUACAACCCUGACAAAAUCCCAUUCGUCCCCAUCUCUGGUUUCGAGGGUGACAACAUGAUUGAGAGGUCCACCAACCUUGACUGGUACAAGGGACCAACUCUCCUUGAGGCUCUUGACCAGAUCAACGAGCCCAAGAGGCCCUCAGACAAGCCCCUCCGUCUCCCACUUCAGGAUGUCUACAAGAUUGGUGGUAUUGGAACGGUGCCAGUGGGUCGUGUUGAGACUGGUAUGCUCAAGCCUGGUAUGGUUGUGACAUUCGCUCCUUCAGGUUUGACCACUGAGGUCAAGUCCGUUGAGAUGCACCACGAGUCUCUUGUUGAAGCACUUCCAGGUGACAACGUUGGAUUCAACGUCAAGAAUGUUGCCGUCAAGGAUCUUAAGCGUGGGUAUGUUGCAUCCAACUCCAAGGAUGAUCCUGCCAAGGGAGCUGCUAACUUCACUUCCCAGGUCAUCAUCAUGAACCACCCUGGUCAGAUCGGUAACGGUUACGCACCAGUGCUUGAUUGCCACACCUCCCACAUUGCAGUCAAGUUCUCUGAGAUCCUCACCAAGAUUGACAGACGUUCUGGUAAGGAGAUCGAGAAGGAGCCUAAGUUUUUGAAGAAUGGAGAUGCUGGUAUGGUGAAGAUGACUCCGACCAAGCCCAUGGUUGUCGAGACUUUCUCAGAGUACCCACCAUUGGGACGUUUCGCUGUCAGGGACAUGAGGCAGACCGUUGCUGUUGGAGUUAUCAAGAGUGUUGACAAGAAGGACCCAACCGGUGCCAAGGUUACCAAGGCUGCUGUCAAGAAGGGUGCCAAAUGAUGAGACUUCUCUCUUUGGUUUUCUUUGCGUAAAAAAAACUUUGGCGUUUGAGCCUCUCUUUUUUCUGUGACUCUCAUAUCUAUCUUUUUGGAUUCCUGUGACUUAAGGUUUCAGUUAUGGUGUUUCUGGAUAAUUUUGCCUAAUGCUUUUUUAGUUUUCUUGAAUGUUUUAAAGUUGCUUAUCUUGUCUUAGAGUUUAAACCCAAACUCUUGAAGAUCUUGCGGGAAGUUAUUGAAUCAUUACUCAAG